This is a messenger RNA of Coregonus clupeaformis (lake whitefish), 2070 nucleotides long. Its product is annotated as progressive ankylosis protein homolog B. Lineage: Eukaryota; Metazoa; Chordata; Actinopteri; Salmoniformes; Salmonidae. Gene Ontology annotation, biological process: phosphate ion transmembrane transport. Gene Ontology annotation, molecular function: phosphate transmembrane transporter activity. The annotation marks the transcript as partial. Gene Ontology annotation, cellular component: membrane. The transcript has 11 exons. The record is from RefSeq and is a predicted model, not a curated record.
GCUCUGAACAGGGGUAUUGCAGCUGUCAAAGAGGAUGCGGUUGAGAUGCUGGCCAGCUACGGCUUGGCUUACUCCCUUAUGAAGUUCUUCACAGGGCCUAUGAGUGACUUCAAGAAUGUGGGCCUGGUGUUUGUCAACAGCAAACGCGACCGCUCCAAAGCCGUGCUGUGUAUGGUCACCGCCGGGACGAUAGCUCUUAUCUUUCACGUUCUCAUCGCCUACACAGAACUGGGCUACUACAUCAUCAAUAAGCUCCAUCAUGUGGACGAUUCUGUCGGAAACAAGACCAGGCGGGCUUUCCUCUACUUGGCAGUGUUCCCUCUACUCGAUGCCAUGGCCUGGACACAUGCCGGUAUUCUACUUAAGCACAAACACAGCCUAUUAGUGGGCUGUGCCUCCAUCUCUGAUGUCAUAGCUCAGAUUGUCUUUGUGGCCAUCUUGCUUCACAGUCAUUUGGAGUGUCUGGAGCCUAUGUUGAUCCCUAUCUUGUCCCUCUACAUGGGGGCCCUGGUGCGCUUCACUAUUGUAGGACUGGGCUACUACCGCAACAUCCACUACAACAUCCCAGAGUCCAGCGGACCUGAAGUGGGGGGAGACGCUACCAUCAAGAAGAUGCUGAGUUUCUGGUGGCCCCUGGCCCUGAUCCUGGCCAUGCAGAGAAUCAGCAGGCCUAUCGUCAACCUCUUUGUCUCCCGGGACCUCAAGGGAAGCUCGGCUGCCACCGAGGCGGUGGCAGUACUGACCGCAACCUAUCCUGUGGGUCACAUGCCGUACGGCUGGCUGACAGAACUACGUGCAGUCUACCCCGCCUUCGACAAGAACAACCCCAGUAACAAACUAACCAACAUCAAUACCACAAUCUCCAAAUCCCACAUCAAGAAGUUCACAUUUGUCUGCUUUGUACUUUCUAUUACGCUAUGCUUUUUGGUGUUCUGGACGCCUCACAUCUCGGAGAGGAUCCUAGUAGACAUCAUUGGUGUGGACAACGCCUUCGCAGAGCUCUGCGUCCCUCCACUGCUAAUCUUCUCCUUCUUCCCUGUUCCAGUGACCAUCCGGGCUCACCUGACGGGCUGGCUCAUGACUUUGAAGAAGACCUUCGUCCUUGCUCCCAGCUCUGUCCUGCGCAUCAUCGUACUGAUCACCAGUCUCAUUGUACUCCCUUACAUGGGGGUGCAUGGAGCCAGUCUGGGAGUUGGGUCUCUCCUUGCCGGAUUCCUUGGAGAGUCGACAAUGGUGGCAAUAGCUGCCUGCUAUGUCUAUCGAAAACAGAAAAAAAAGGAAGACACGGAAGUUGAAGAGGCUGGGGAAAGGGAAGAAGACUCUGCCCCAAUGAAUGAUGUGCAGCCCCGGAGACAAAUGGACGAUAUCGUGGAGGAAGAUGAGUGAGCCAAGGACGCUGAAGGAACGUUGAAGGACAUGCUGGGGGAUAGCACAAGGGAGUUCCCUUCUUUUACUGGGACAGUUUUUCAAUCGCUUUUGGCAGCCUGUUGAUGCCCCCCUUUUAACCGUACACGGUUUAUGAGGAUUGGAGAGUACCCAAACAACAAUCUGAUUGCUACCAAGCCAGUGAAGCAUGGUAAAGAUGCUAACUUGUACCAAAGCAAAUGUUGCGCAUUUAACUCCAUAUCUUCGCCAAACUUUUCUGUGCUGCCGUCCUCUACUUUUAUGAGCUAUUAUGAGGAAACUUUUUACUGUACUGUAUAACUUCAACCGCUUGGAAAACAUAUAUUUUGUUUUACUUUGAAUGUACAAGAUAAAAAAUGUAUAAGAAUUAAUGAUGCUGAGGUAGGUCCUUGUGUUGUGACCUUUUAACUUGAUUUAAAUUGGCUGUACACCAGUUGGGGAAUAGUUUAUGGUUCCCAAUAAUAAACAAUAAAAUGAGAAUUAUGAUAUAUUAACCACAGAUUUCUAUCAAAGUUGAGAAUGAAAAAGGGAGAUUUAAGUGGUUUCCUGGUGUGCGUGCGAGUGAUGGUUUGGUGCCGUUAUAAAACAUUUAUAUUAUAAUGUUGUCGAUGUAAGAAAACAUGGUCAAUUUCUGUAUAAGUGAUGUUAACUGAAAUGGCAGGUUGG